CUGAAAAAGCACCCAACCUAACUUCUCUCUCGGGUUUUAACCAAUCUCGCCAGAUCUGACUCCCACCGCUAAGCUCUCUUCUCCGAUCGCCUUCUAGGUUUGAUUCUUAGAGACGAUGGUGUCUGACGCGAGCAAGAAGAAGGCGGCUCAGAAGAAGGCUGCGGCGGCGGCCAAGAGAGGUGGCAAGGCAUCGGCGGCGGCUUCUUCGAAGUCAGCGGCGGAGUCGCAGAAUGGAGCUGAUAAGCUCGCUAAUGGUGUCGAGUCGAUGAAGAUAUCGGAUCGGAAUUGCACCGGCGUGCUUUGCUCUCACCCUCUUUCCAGGGAUAUCCGGAUUGAAUCUCUAUCUGUUACUUUCCAUGGGCACGAUUUGAUAGUUGAUUCUGAACUGGAGCUUAACUAUGGCAGACGUUAUGGUUUACUUGGGCUGAAUGGGUGUGGUAAGUCUACUCUGCUUACUGCAAUAGGGUGCAGAGAGCUCCCUAUUCCAGAGCACAUGGAUAUCUUUCAUCUCAGCAGAGAAAUUGAAGCGUCAGACAUGUCUUCACUCGAGGCUGUCAUUAGCUGUGAUGAGGAAAGGAUUAGAUUGGAGAAAGAAGUUGAAGAAUUGGCAGCUCAGGAUGAUGGAGGUGGAGAGCAGCUUGAACGUAUUUAUGAGCGUCUUGAAGCUUUGGAUGCAGCAACUGCAGAGAAGCGGGCUGCUGAAAUUUUAUUUGGUCUCGGUUUUGACAAACAGAUGCAAGCAAAGAAAACUCGAGAUUUCUCUGGUGGUUGGAGGAUGAGGAUUGCACUUGCACGUGCUUUAUUUAUUAACCCAACGAUCUUGUUGCUUGAUGAGCCUACCAACCAUCUUGAUCUUGAAGCUUGUGUGUGGUUGGAGGAGACUCUGAAGAAAUUUGAGCGCAUCUUGGUUGUUGUUUCACAUUCUCAGGAUUUUCUGAAUGGUGUUUGCACAAAUAUCAUUCACAUGCAGAGCAAAAAACUAAAGAUUUACUCUGGAAACUAUGAUCAGUAUGUCCAGACACGUUCAGAACUGGAAGAAAACCAGAUGAAACAGUACAAGUGGGAGCAAGAACAGAUUGCUAACAUGAAAGAGUAUAUUGCUCGUUUUGGUCACGGGUCAGCAAAACUUGCUCGCCAGGCACAAAGUAAAGAGAAGACACUAGCUAAGAUGGAGCGUGGUGGGCUUACAGAAAAGGUGGCCAGAGACAAGGUCUUAGUCUUCCGUUUUGUUGAUGUGGGAAAGCUGCCACCACCUGUACUGCAGUUUGUUGAAGUCUCAUUUGGUUACACUCCUGAUAAUCUGAUCUACAAGAACAUUGACUUUGGUGUUGAUUUGGAUUCGCGUGUAGCUCUUGUUGGCCCUAAUGGAGCCGGAAAGAGUACUCUCCUGAAGCUGAUGACAGGGGACUUGACUCCUCUUGAUGGCAUGGUCCGGAGGCACAAUCAUCUCAGGAUUGCUCAAUUCCACCAGCACUUGACUGAAAAGCUUGAUAUGGAGUUGUCUGCCCUCCAGUUCAUGAUCAAAGAGUACCCUGGUAAUGAGGAAGAGAAGAUGAGGGCUUCAAUUGGUAAAUUUGGACUAACAGGGAAGGCACAGGUUAUGCCAAUGAGUAAUUUAUCAGAUGGGCAGAGGAGCAGAGUGAUCUUUGCUUGGUUGGCGUUUAGGCAGCCUCAGAUGCUUUUGUUGGAUGAGCCGACUAAUCAUUUGGAUAUCGAGACAAUUGACUCACUGGCUGAGGCACUGAAUGAGUGGGAUGGCGGUCUGGUUCUUGUUAGCCACGAUUUCAGGCUCAUUAACCAGGUUGCUCAUGAGAUUUGGGUAUGUGAAAAUCAAGCAGUGACCCGGUGGGAAGGUGAUAUUAUGCAAUUUAAGAAUCACCUAAAGUCGAAGGCUGGUUUAGGUGACUAAGAAUGCAGCGGCUGCUGAUAAGUUUCUCAUAAGUUUUGUAGUAGUUAAUUUGUUGACCUUGCUUGCUACAUAUGGAUGAGACACUGUAGUGAGGGUACUAUCUUUUCUGAGCUACAUCUUCUCAGAGUGAACUAUGAUGAAACCAAGAGCAUAAUUGGCAAAGAAGGCUUGGUUGUUGUUUCGAGCCGUGGCAGUUUCUAUGCCCUAGCCCAGUUUGUGCAGGGGUUAUUUUUGUUGUUUUCGUUUUGCAUGUUUCAUUUGGUAGUCUAUUUUACUUGGUUAUUAACCAGGUCGAUUAAGUUAUACUUAUAUUUUAGGUAGAUACAAUGUCUAUGAGGCUUGGUCUAUUAUCUGAAAUGCUAUAUUGUUGUACUUGCGUAUUCUAUAAUAUGAAGUUUCUAUUCCAUUUUUCUCA
Molecule: messenger RNA, 2324 nt
Organism: Argentina anserina (silverweed cinquefoil)
Lineage: Eukaryota; Viridiplantae; Streptophyta; Magnoliopsida; Rosales; Rosaceae
Product: ABC transporter F family member 1
Exons: 6
Coding region: 116-1909 (597 amino acids)
Molecular function (GO): ATP hydrolysis activity; ATP binding
Source: RefSeq, a predicted model, not a curated record